This is a messenger RNA of Emiliania huxleyi CCMP1516, 2763 nucleotides long. RefSeq lists its product as hypothetical. Lineage: Eukaryota; Haptophyta; Isochrysidales; Noelaerhabdaceae. The transcript is spliced from 13 exons. Gene Ontology annotation, biological process: transmembrane transport. Gene Ontology annotation, molecular function: protein binding; transmembrane transporter activity. The record is from RefSeq and is a predicted model, not a curated record. The coding region runs from base 1 to 2763 and encodes 920 amino acids.
AUGCUUGGCAACAUGCUCGAGUGGCUGGACUUUGGCAUCUACGGAUACUCGCAGUCGGACAUAUCGGUCCAGCUUUUUGCCGGGAGCGAAACCGCCAGUUGGGCAACCUUUGGACUGGGCUACGCGUUCCGACCGGUCGGGGCCUUUGUGUUGGGAAAGCUGUCCGAUGCGUACUCGCGAAAAAGCAGCUUUCUCGUGGCCAUGCUCGGCAUGGCCUUUUCGACGGCGUUGAUGGCCACAAUUCCCGCGGUGUGCGGAGAAGAGGGCGUAACAAUCGACUAUUGCGUUGGCGCCGUUUGGAAAAGCGCGGUGCCGGCGGUUGCGCUGCGCUGCGUCCAGGGUUUUUCUGCGGGCGCCGCCGCGGGAGGAAUCAACGUGAUCCAGUCAGAGCUGUGGUCGACCUCUGACCGAAAGGGGGCGCUCGCGCAGUCCGUCGGCGUGAACAACGCCAGUGGAGCCGCCGCUUCCAUGCUCUCUGCCGCCAUCGUCUUUGGCCUCCGCUCCGUGCUCGGCAGCGAAACCUAUGCCGCAUGGGGCUGGCGGCUCGCCUUCCUGGCGGUGGUUCCGCCCAGCAUGCUGGCGAGCUACCUGAUGCACACCUCGGUUCCUGAGUCGAACGAAUUUGCCACCACGGACGAUGAUGUUGUUGUCCUGAAGCACAAUGAGUCCAUCAAGAACGACGUCUCGGACGCAGUGGUCAACCCGGCGGCCCCGAUGAGGACCACCUCUGUGGGCCCUCGCCUAGGGUCGAUUUAUGAGAGCUCGCCCAAAGUGCCCAUCCCAGCUUCUACUACGAUGUCGCGGGACCCGCCUUGGCUUGUAAUCGUUGUCUCGAUCUACGUUCAGUUUGCCAUCGCGGCCUACAACAACCUCAACGUCUCGUACGCCAAGGAGCACUACGGGGUCUCCGUGAGUACCGCAACACUGAUGCAGGUGGUGGGAAAGGCGGUCCAAGUGGGGAUGACACCCCUAGCAGCUUUGCUCGCCGACUUGAGAGGCUGGUAUGGGGCAUGCGCCUUUGGUGGGAUCAUGUGCAGCGUGUUGGCCCUUCCUAUGAUGACGGCCAGCGAAUUUGGUGGCGUCAUCAGCACAUGGAUGCUAAUCUCGGUCGCCUUCCCCAUCGUCUCGACGGUGUGGAUCCUCAACGCGCCGCUGCUUGCGACGUCCAUCUUCCCCGUGGAGACCCGCAGCAAGGGCACCAGCCUGGUCAUGGCAACGGCAGCGGCGAUCAGUGGCUUCUUCCCGCUCGCCCUCAACGAGAUCACCAACGUGUACGCGAGUGGGGUGGUGCUCGCCGUCGUCGCGGCCCUUGCCAGUUGUGGGAUCCUCUGGCUCGGUCGCAUCACGGCGCUCAAGCACCUCGUGCUGCACGACAACGCACUGAGCGGCUCGAUCCCGCCCCUAAGUGGCAUUCCCAGCCUGCGGUACCUGCAACUCAGCGGCAACCGGCUGAGUGGCACCAUCCCGCCUCAGCUUGGCGACCACCUGCAUCUGAGCUCCCUGGACGUCUCGCGCAACCGCCUGAGCGGCGGGAUCCCGGCGGAGCUCGCAAAUCUCCGGUUCUGCGGCAUGGCAGCGACCUUUGGAGGAAGCAGCUAUAGCUACGGCGCAGGGGACGCGAACGCGUGGCUCGCCCCCAAGCAAGCCUCGCAGCCACCGCCGCCGCCGCCGCCGCCGCCACCGCUGCAAGGCGCCGUGGCGGCGGAGUUCUCGACCCAUGAGAGCGGCCGCGCCGACUUUCGAGGCAAGCACGGCCAAAUGUACGCCUUCUUCUCGGCGCCUGGACUGGCGGUCAACGUCAAGACGGAGGAUAAUCCCGAUGCAUCAUUUCUUCUCAAUAAAAACCACCAUCACUUGGAGGUCGACGGCUCGUUCAUCACCGAGGUCCACAUCGUGGCGCUCGUCGGCGGCAAAAAGCGCAAGGCGGCCAACUCGCAAGUCGCGACCGCCUCCUUUUGGGCGUCCGAGCUGUCCGAGUUCAAUACGGGGUGGCGGGUGGUGAACGGCAGCUGCGGCGGCGGCGGCUUCAGCCUCGGCAUGGGAGAGAAGCGGCGCUGCGAGGAGCCCGCACCGUCACGGGGCACUCUGGCAGUCGGAACGGAGUACCCGUUCACCCGCAUGGCUGUGCGAGGAAACAACGUGUACGGCCGCCUCUCCGGCCCCGCGCACCGGCUCGAUAUGAGCUUCACCGCAGCAGACAGCGACACGGCCGCCCUCGCCAUGCCGCACGGCCUGAUUGGCCAGUCCUUCUCGGCGCCGGCGCGACGGGAGGGCAAGGUGGACGACUACCCGCUGGAGGGGCACUUUGCAACAAGGACGCCGGGGCUGUACGAGGUGUCGUCGCCGUACGCGACGAGCGAGUUCACCUUCUCGCGCUUUAGCCAGCCGCUCGGGGAGGCGGUAAGACCGCGCGGGCAGCACCACGGCGACCGGCUGGCACUCGACGAGAACGCGGUGCAGUGCGGCGCCGCCUCCGAGGCGCUCACCCAGUGCCUCCGGAACCAUGGGCUGUCUCUCGACCCGAUGCUUCUCGUGUCAGAGCCGUCGCCGCAGAGCGACCUCUGCCUGCCGGCGCUGCACGCAUACCAGCGCUGCGGGCGUGACGUGCUGCUGGUGCUCGAGCUGACGCGGCAGGGCGGAUGCCAGGCGGAGGUGGCAGCGGCGAGGAGGUGCAACGAGGCUCCGUCGGCCAACUGCGAGUCGGCAGAGCUUGCCGCGAUGCUCUGCCUGCAGCGUGGCGCGGCGUCGCGCCCGCCGGACUGA